GAUUUCUACCGGCAGAUCGCGAGAAAGAGUUCCCGAAGUGAAUGAGGACAGGGCACUGUUUGUUAUUCAGUGUCUGAGGCUCGGUUCACUAAUUUUGAAAGUGCUGAUUUUGUUUGCCAGUGUCAUUUGGCUUAUAUUGAGUCUGAACUCAUAUGAUCGGCUUACACCUCUAAGGAAAGAGAUUGUAUAUUGCAGAAAUCCCAGCAGUUAAUAGCUGACAGAAGAAAAGGAAGGGGACCAUCUGUCUGUGUGGUAGACAGGAAUAAAAGGAUCAAGAAUCUAGUAGGGGCCGACGUUUAAAAUCAACAGCCUGAACUGCUUGAGAAAUACAAAUGAAGUGUGAAAAUUGCACAAAGACAGAAUGUAAUAAAAAGCAGAAGACUGAAGGAACGCUAGGCCCGACAACAGAUGUCACCAGUCCUAGUGAUGAUGAUGAAGAGAGAAGCGAGUUUCACAAACUGGCCAGUGCUAAAAUAUUUCUCAGUGACUGUCUUGCAUGUGAUAAGUGCUUGACAUCUGAAGAAAGUGUUCGUAUUUUUCAGCAGAGCCAAGGAGCACUUUUCAAAGUGUUAAGCCUUAACAAGAAAUGUGAUAUCUCUCAACACAGGAUGCUAGCUGUUUCUCUUUGCCCUCAGUCCUUGCCUUAUUUUGCAGCUAAGUUUAACCUCACAGUUACUGAUGCGGCCCGUAAACUCUGCCGCUUCCUGAAAAAUCUCGGGGCCCAUUACGUGUUUGACAUGACCAUUGCUGGAGAUUUCAGCAUCUUGGAAAGUCAGAGGGAGUUUGUUCAGAGGUACUUGAAGAGGAAUCAGGACCCUCAAGCUUUGCCAAUGUUUGCAUCAGCAUGUCCAGGUUGGAUCCGUUAUGCAGAAAAGGUACUUGGUAGUGUUGUAACACCACAUAUCUGCACUGCCAAAUCACCUCAGAAAAUUAUGGGUUCCCUUGUUAAGGAUUACUUUGCCAGACAACAGAAGCUUUCCCCAGAUAGCAUAUAUCACCUGAUAAUUGCUCCUUGCUAUGACAAGAAACUAGAAGUUGUUCAACAGGAAUUUCACAACAGCUUGUACAGCACACGAGAAGUAGACUGUGUUCUAACAUCAGGUGAAAUACUUCAAAUUGUGGAGCAGAAAGGUGUCUCUCUGCAUGAGCUGGAGCCUUGUCCUUUAGAUAAUGUGUUUGGUGAACACGACUAUACUGACUUUGUAAGACAUGAAGGAAAAGGAUCUGAUGGGUUUCUGGAGCACAUAUUUAAGUUUGCUGCUAAAGAAGUUUGCGAUACUGAUGUUCAAGAAAUAACUUAUAAGACCUUAAAAAACAAAGACUUGCAAGAAGUAACACUUGAGAAGAAUGGAGAGAUCAUUUUGCAGUUUGCAUCAGCCUACGGAUUCAGAAACAUUCAAAAUAUGGUUCAGAAGUUAAAAAAAGGAAAGUUUUCUUAUCACUAUGUUGAAAUUCUUGCCUGUCCUGGAGGCUGCUUAAAUGGAAAAGGCCAGACUCAGACUGAAGAGGGCAAAGCUGACAAGGAACUGUUGCCUAGAAUGGAAGAGGUCUAUACCAGUCUUCCCAUACGUCUUCCAGAAGCUAAUGUGCACGUACAGAAGCUGUAUCAGGACUGGCUGGAAGGUAUAGGCUCCCAGAAAGCGCAAGAAAGAUUGCACACAGGGCAUGAUGCCACAGUUUCAAGUACAAGCAGUUUUGAUUUCAAAUGGUAGCAGAUCCACUUCUCAGGAGCAGGAUCUUGUUUUAAGUUUGCUUUUGCACCUCGGAGCACUCGCUCAUAUGGGAAUAUCCUAUGCAAUUACGCAAAGAAAAACUGGCAUCUGUUUACUCUCCACACACUUCUAAUUUCUUUGACAAAAAUUGGAUGAAAACAUGCAUACACUGCAGUCAUUUUCCUUUGUAGUUUCUACUCAGUAUUGACUCAUGAUAAUUUAUUUUUGCAAAGUACUGCUGUUACUUCAAAAAUGUGAGUGAAUACCGUCCUUGGAAUGAACGUCUCAGGAUUAUUAGGAUUAUCAAAACUAUCAUCAACACAGAGAUUAGUAAAGUUUAUAAAGUAGAAAUGUCUAAGACAGAUGAAUGUAGAGUAAAUCGAAUUUUAAUUGCAAAUCCACUGAGAACAUUAUCUUCACUGUGGAAACAUUUUUAGUAAAAUGUUAAUCAAUCAUCUGUUGUUCUCUUGAAGAUCUACCAACUCUUCAAGUCUUCAUGCUGAUUAUCCAGAUAACUGAAAUGGACAUUUUCCGGAGACCAGAUAUAUAAUAAAAAUAUUAGUAAUAUAUUCCUCUUGUAAAACUGUUGUCCAAAGGGCUGAGAUCAACUGGAACAUUCUCAUAGAUGAAUUGACAAGAAUGUGAAGCUUAGCACACUUAUGUCUACAGAAUGUUUGUGUUAUCUUUAUCUCUAACAUUUUUAUAAACCUAAUUAAUUCCUGUAAAUGAAGAGUAUGAACUUUA
Protopterus annectens (West African lungfish) is the source of this 2456-nucleotide messenger RNA. It is a transcript of the gene NARF, whose product is annotated as nuclear prelamin A recognition factor. Bases 333 to 1712 code for a protein of 459 amino acids. Lineage: Eukaryota; Metazoa; Chordata; Ceratodontiformes; Protopteridae. Gene Ontology annotation, molecular function: lamin binding. The record is from RefSeq and is a predicted model, not a curated record. The transcript is spliced from 12 exons. Gene Ontology annotation, cellular component: lamin filament.